Triticum aestivum (bread wheat) is the source of this 1636-nucleotide messenger RNA. RefSeq lists its product as uncharacterized. NCBI's taxonomy places the organism in Eukaryota, Viridiplantae, Streptophyta, Magnoliopsida, Poales, Poaceae. The record is from RefSeq and is a predicted model, not a curated record. The transcript is spliced from 7 exons. The coding region runs from base 938 to 1453 and encodes 171 amino acids.
ACCAACUAACGAACAAGCCAUCUCCUUCUUCAUGCGCGCGUCGCCGCUAGCCCUAGCAAAGGCGCCGCUCUGCAUGCGCCGUCCAUGGAUCUCCCAGGCUCCUCCCUCCCGGCUCCUCCCCCUCCCGGCCGCGCGCUCGCCUUCUCGAUGCUCGGCGUCAGGAUUAGCUUCAUGGCCGCCAAGCUCCGCCAGCUAGGCUACAAUGAAGUGACGGCUUGCACCGAUCCAGCGGCGGCCAUGGCGGAGCUCCGCGGGGGGCACAAGUUCGAGGCCGUGCUGGUCGACGUGUACUCUCUGCGCUACAGCCCGGCGCCGGCCUUGGAGCUCUUGGACUGUGCCAUCGGCGAGAUGCACAUCGACACAUACGCCAUGUCGAAAACUGGCCUCCGUUAUGGACCCAUAGUGAUGGAGGAUCUCAAUAGAAUUAGGAAGGACAUCUACAAUAAAGCAUCCAAUGGAUUUGAGUCGCUGGAGGCCACACUGAACCGUUCAUGCAACAACACAUCGGUGAUGACAACCCCCACAACAACAAACUUAUUAAUCUCGGGAAGGAGGGCAACAAGGAGGGCGGUUAGAAGGACACAAGUAAGCGAUUCAAACAGUCAGGAGGAGCUGGUUGGAGGGAGUGUCAAGAACGAGCAGCAAAAUCCGGCUGAGAAGCCAAAGAAGGCCCGAGUCGUUUGGACUGACGAAUUACACAAGAAGUUUGUGGAAGCGCAUGACAAACUCCUCCCUGGAGGUAAUGUAGUUAAUCAUUGCUAUAUGAUUGUUUUCUUCAUUUAUAGCUAAUUAUUAAUGGGCUAGCCUAUCAACCAAUCAUACAUAUAUAUAGUUAAUUUUUCAUGUGGUGUUGGUAACUCUGUUUAGUGUUUAUAAGGUAACUUGUUUUCUUUUGAAUGUUUGCUUACAUGCCGUGCCAAAGAAAAUACUUAAGUUGAUGAAUGACUCUACACUAACUAGAGAGAACAUUGCCAGCCACCUUCAGAAACAUAGGAUGAACAUCGAUCCUCUUCGUAGGGGAAAUCCUAAAACAAAGCAUCAGAAAUUGACACCUCCCCAAGCAUCAUUGUCAUCUCCUAACUUGUCUCAGCAACAGGCUUCUCCUACAAUGAUGCAACCUUUGUCUAGUUCAAACUUUUCAGAGACUUAUAUAACACAAGGAGUUGUUUGCAUGAACCGUAAUAUGAAUGCCCAGCCAAUGGUCAAACCUUCCCCAAUUAGUGACAUGCAGGACAGUCAUCCGAUGAUGUACAUGCAAUCAUUUAAGGAUUCCACUUUUUGUCAAACUGAAUGUGUGUUCUUGGAUCUAGAGUCAAAAGAUAUGUACACUAGAGAUAAUAAAUCUAAACAAAAUAGCAUGUUGUGUCCUGAUAAUUCAGAUAUUAGCGAGAUUUUGGAUAAAGAUCCUAAGCCUUCAUGGGAUGUAAAGUAUCUCUUCUACAAUGGUGACUAAAACAUUUUGUGUGCACAAAGGACCGGCUUCCAGGGGACUAAUCAGUGGAGAGUAUAUCUUAAUUUUUGAAUACAUAUAGCGUGUUAAGGCGGACAGUGCUUAUGUGUAUGCCAUUUCUACCUAAGGUCAUGGUUGUGUGAGCAGAUUUGUGAAAUAUCAAUAAAUGGGCCACAUACUCCAAUA